ACCAUAGCUCCGAUACUUUUUGGAUAUCCAAUUUGUAUGAAUGUCUAUAUGUUUACUUUUCGUUAAUGGAAGGAACAGCGUUGAGUCAUGUAUGCAAAACAAAGCAAUGUCAUCAUUAGUGAUAGUGUGGCACACCCGUGAAAUCUUUUUUCUUUGAUAGUUCGAUUUUGGACUCCAAAUUCGUUCCGCGCCUCUCUAAUUGAUCUGAACCGUUUUUAUAUCGUUCCCUCAUGCUUUUGUGCCUGCUAAUUCAUCGUGAAAUCUCUACGAAGAUCGAAGAACCCGCGCCGCAUUACAAAGAAACGAUUCGAGAUGGCAAUCGCCCGCACGCUGUAAACACGAACCGUCUCUUCAAUAUAUUUACCCGUUCGUUCCUUGCGAAAGUGAAAGGAGUGCCUACCUAUUGUAUUAUCGAUAGAUGCUAUGGCCAGUGCUGCCGCUGCUGCUCGAAGUAGACCGAUUGGUCAAUAACAGGGAGUCACACAAACGUAGUGGCGGCGGCGGCGGCAGUGGCGGAAGAGCGCCGACGAGGGGAAGAAGGAGAAGAGCAGCAGGACGCAUUAUCAACGGCAGCGAGUAGCAGCAGCCUCCGCGUCAACAAUAGCAGUAACAAUUGUAGCAGAAUUCAUAUAGCGGCGUCUGUAAUGGGUGGCUAGAGGCACUUUUAGCGGCGUGGUACGAUAGAGGAAAGGGAGGACUCACAGAGUGAGUGAGCCAGGUGAGCAGGCAGCCGUGACGGCGACGGAGCGCCUGCUACGGCUUGCGAGUACGACGUUCUGGUUGUCAGUCUAUCAGGCAGCGGAAGGCAGCCGGAAAACAGCGAGCAGCGAGCUUGCUUCGAUCGACAGCCGUGUGUCUGUUUCGUUCUCCCUUCUAACCGCUUCUGCUGCUUCAGGAAGUAACGAUAGCCCCACAAGGGUCGCAGCAGCAUACAAAGCCGUCCCUAGUUUCGUUGGGACCACUUUGUUUGCCGCCGCCUGUGCCAUCACUACCAAUAAUAACAGUCAAAGCGGCAAUAGCGGUUAGAACAGCAGCGGCAGCACCAGAGGCAACUGUAGCAAACCUUCCUUAGUCAGUGGAAGGAGCUGGACUCGUCGUCGUAGUCGUCCUAGAACCAAUACUGCAGCAGCUACGACUAGAAGAAACAGGAAGAAAAAUAGUUUCGCCUAUGGUGGAGGCAGCUGCAUCUACAGUUGCAGCUAAGAGUGAACUGACGAGCGACGGUGCUGCAGGUCGUCGUGAUGAUGAUGCUCAUAGAACAAGUGCUGCCUGUGCAGUCGCAGAAACAAUAAUGAGAGAAUACCACAAUACAUUCGAUUCUUGCUAAUGAGAAAUCUCGUUAUACUGCUGCUACUCGGUUACGUACAGUGCAUCAGAUGUGUUGCGACGUCUAAAGGUCAUAAAUGAAUAUAGGGACAGUCGCAAAAAAAUGACUAAAUUGAAUAGUGCUUAGUGACGGUGACCGUGGUUAUUUGUCCUGCACAAAUGCGAUUGGUGCCGGCCGCAAUAACACCAGUUUUGGGCUACAUUCGGUAGGGAGGUGUUUGGGUGAUUUGUGUGGUUUAAAUGGUAACCUCGGAACUGAGAGGGCCGAGGUAACACACAAGUUGCCGCCAUCGAGAGGAACAGGCUACGUUGUUCAGUGGGGGACUCUGUGGGAGGGUCGCAUGAUUGUGGUGGUUAAACCGGCAGGGUGGUCGGACGCGCCAUGGAGCGGCGCGCGAGCCCCCUGAGUCACAGCCAUCGCGACUACAACGACAACAACAAUCACGACGACGAAGGCCACGACAAACACAAGCAUCAGCAGCAGCAUAGGAUCUCAACUAUUAUUACUAUUAUUAAUACAACGACUUGGAACGAGUACACGCACAGCAUCACAAAUCUUGGUAGCUGUAAGAACGUUAUUGUUGCUAUUGCUGCUACUACAACUCCUGGCCACGGCUACUCUGACGAACCUAAAUAUAGCCACCAGUUCUGCAGCGACUGCCUAUAUAGCAACGGUAACAAUUAUCACGAACACGAGCAGCGGCAAAAGCCAACAAAGGCAGCAGCAACGCUGGUCGGAAUAGCUAAGCCCGCCUCGGCCUUUUUGUUGCCACUAGCAUUAACGUUGUUAUCGCCAAGUUCCACAAUACCAACCGCUUCUACUUCUGCUGCUCCUGCCGCUGGUGGAACUAAUAAACAACCGACAGAGCAUAAACGACGACGACUCCAGCAGAUGCCCACGCAGCAGCUGAUCUUGCCGCUAUUCAAGUCAACUGUGGUCUCUGUCACGCUCAGUUGCUAUUGCUUGUCGUCGUUUCAAUUGCCAAUCAACGACAAAUCCAGAAUUUCUGCAGUUAUUCUAGUAGAAAUAUUAUUAUUAAUACUAUUAUCGUUACCUUCGCUCAAGCAUCAGAAGCAAAACAACAACAACCCCCACCGCGUUCAGAAACAAAGAAGCUUGCAACGGCAUCAGCGUCAGCCGUGAUCUCGAGAGGAAGCUGUAGCAGCAGCAGCGGCGGCGCCAGCAGUGCAGACGCAACAACUUCAACUCGACGAUUGAGACGAGCAUCAGCUACGUCACUAGAAGUAGUCACGCAGCAGCAGCAGCAGCAGUAGCGACUCAGAUUGUAUUAGCAUCAGUUUCAGUCGCAUCAGCCGUAACCCGAACGUUGCUUAGGGCAGCAAAGCUGGAUUAGUGCCGAGCGAAGUGAACCGACAGUGACCACGGCCGCUAGGCUUUCAACUGUGACGACACCGUGAGGUGCCGGACGUGUCGAUCGUGCUGACAGCAGUGAUGGUGAUGUGUCUUUCAGAGACGGUUUAAACUCCUGAGGUGGGUGAGUCCAUAAAGGUACAGUUGUUUACUACAGCAGUAGGAGCCGCCGCCGCAAAAGCAAAAAAGAACAUCACCGUUAUACUCGAAUCUAAUAUUCUGUUAGAGGCAAAUUGGUUGCUACUAGCUAAUGAGUUGACGAUUUCGUUGAUCAGUCAGUCAGCGGUAAACUAAAGAACUGCUUGUGCGACAACUCUUCCGCUGCUUCAAGAUGCUUUGUUGCAACGUCAUUGUUUGAAAUGACAAAACACAAUUGAUACAGUACAGCAGCAUCUGUUGGUUGACGAAGAAACAGCCAUAGCAGCAAUAACAGGUUAUAAUUUAUUGUGUAUGAGGCAGUGUACAGAAAACAGGAGGAUUGCGUCGGAAGCGACUUCCUCCUCUUCCCUCUCUCCGGCAAGUUAGUCAUUUUCGAUAACAACAAUGGCUCUUGUCCACUGCAUACAGAUAUAAACAUUAGAUGAUUAUCUGCGUCGGGACUGAGCGCGCUAAACCGUCGUGUUGACAACAACAAGAGUAGAUUUGAAGGGAUUGCUGUCGUUCGUCGUUCUCUGUUUACGGCUGCUGCUUUAACUAGACAACUAAGACAUCUAGAAAGCCAGGCCGACAGGCAUCCGUAGAACUAUUGAUUUGGAAACAAUGCGUUAAUCCAAAAGAAAAUUCAUCGGCCAUUGGGCUACGACGGAAACGGCAGUUCUUUGAGGAUAAUGACCGCCCGUCACAUAAGCAACCACUGAAUGGUCAAAACAUCAGAAGGUCUUUGUAGAGACUGGCUGAUAACAAACGAACAGCGACGACAGAUCUGUAUUACAGACGCAUUAAUUCUGCAUAACGUAAACGUCUAGUUUGUGGUAGGGCUUAGGAAACACAAUAAAUGCACCUAUUUUCGCAGAGCUGUUUUGAAAGCAAAUUUCCGUGUACCGCUUCGCCGCUGUCAUCGCUGACAAAUCAGCCAACAACUCAGAGUCGAAUUAAGAAGAUUCAAAUGAAUGCGAAGUCCAGCAAGUGAGCGUGUAUCGUCUGUGUGCGUGUAUAAAUACAAAUAUACAUACAUAACGGUAUGUUUGCUGUGGAUACACUAUAGUAUAAACUCGAAUCAGUGAAGACAAACAAAACAUGUACUAAAUAUUCUAUGAAGUGUUGUAUCCAUAUUGCAGAAUACAACAUUUGCGGUUAUAGAAGAAAAAAAUCAAUGAAGAAUAAUAGGAACUGAAAAAAAAAAAGAAACAUCGUACUUGCCAUUCAAGGUGGCAGACCUGCAGCAAUAUAACCAAUAUUUAUAAUAAUAAUAAUAAUAACAACAACAAUAAUAUAUCCAAACGUUAUCGAGGAAGGAAGCAGUAGCACGUACAGUUGGUCCUCUGUUCGUUGGGUAACUGCUGCACUGAUGUAUCGCACGAACUUCCUGUAGCAUGUAAGAUCGGAGAUAUCACGCUGUACUAAACUUAAACCGUGAACAAGGCCAGUAGAAGAAAACUUGCCCAAAUAGUAACAACUGAUUAACGCAUCUACAAUAACUACUACAAUAUUAAUAAGAAACAAUAGCAGCAUUAACAACAAAGAACAAUCAAGCUAACGGUACGAUGAAGCCUAGCAGAGAAAGUAGCACCAAAAAAACUGGUGAUUGUGAUGACGACUAUAAUGAGCAGCAGCAACAUCAGCAGCAACAACAACAACCAGAGCUCGAGAACCAGUCUCCACAGAGACAAACAGAUCAACAACAGCAGCAAAAAGUUGUGCUGCUGCAGCAGCUACAACAACAAUCGCCCACACAGCAUCAUCAACAUCAACAACGUCAUAGAAAUGAGAAUGACCAGUCGCCUCAGCAACGGGAGAACGAGAAUCUCAACAGCCACGAAGAAGAGGCUGUACUAGCUUUUCAGACACGCUGCCCAUCUGUGUCUCGUUCAGCAGCCGUCAAAUUUUUAGCAGCACGAAAGUUCUCCGUGGAUCGCGCCGUCGAAUUACUUCGACAGCAUGAGGCUGUACGGCAUCGUGAGGGUCUUACCGCGUUCCAACCAACUUCCAGCCCGCUCAGGGAGGAACUAGACACAGCGAAAUUCACCGUUCUACCAUGGAGAGACCAACAGGGGGCGGCAAUCACCAUGUUCACCGCAGGUCGGCACAGUCCGUCAAGCUCGACGCACCGAACCACGCUGGCGGGUGUGGUGUACCAGCUCGACGUGGCCCUCGAGAAUCCGCUCACACAGCGAGAUGGCAUUGUUUUUGUCUACAACAUGGCCGGAUCAAGAUAUGAGCAUUUCGACUAUGAAUUGUGCCAGAAGAUUCUGCAGCUGCUCAAGGGGGCUUACCCGGCGCGGCUGAAGAAGGUGCUCAUAGUGGGUGCGCCCCUCUGGUUCCGCGCUCCGUUUAAAAUUCUCAGACUUUUCGUCCGUGAGAAGCUCAGGGAUCGGGUGAUGAUCGUGAGUCAAGCUCAGCUCGUGCAGCACAUUCCAUCGUCGUCACUUCCACUCGAAUUGGGCGGUACCCAACCACCACAUGAUCAUCAUGCCUGGUUAUUGCACUGCCUAAAGGUUCACAAUCAGCAGUUAUCAACUGUACGUUUGCGGCAACUCAGCAGUUCACUAAUGCUAUUGCAAUUGGAAGAUAAGCAAGAUCUAAUCGAUCUCGAUCAUGCUGUUGAAGACGAUACUGCGGAUCAGAGAACAGGAGAUAAGAACGAUUCAACGUCGUUUAUGGACGAAAACAACUGCUUAGCUAGUAAACGGGACAAACAAGGACAAGCUGGCAACAGUGAUUCAUGCGACGAACUCUUAGGAGCCGUCAACGCUGUCAGAAGUAACAGGUUAAGUACUAUCGGAGAUCUACACAAUAGUAAAAACACAAGUAAACCGAUCGCCGGUGGAGAAAACUGCUAUCAGCAGCAGCCCACCAUGCAGAAUGGUCAAGCAGAAUUGCGUAGAUCCGUAGUAACUAUUGAAAGUAAUAGACAACAGAGUAACGGAAACGAUGAUUCGACUAAAGUUGGUACAGAUCAGAAAACUGAGCCGCACAGCCAGAACUAUACGGUGACACCGGAGCGGGAGGAAGCUCCGGAAGAGGAAGGCGAUGACAGCUCACUCGUCAGUGCCAACUCGACUGUUACAGUAACAGGGUCUACCAGUGGAUGCUGGCCCAUGGGAGCACCUCCUGAAAUACCCCUGCCGCCUGUACCGCCAGUAGGCACUGAUGGUGUUAGCGUUGGCGGUGGAACCUGUGCAACAUCGGUGGUGAGUGGCGUUCCGCACGUUCAACAUGUGCCUGCAGGGAUUGUUCCUCCGCCACCAUCUGCUCAGGCACAGACCCCACCUGCGCUCGAACCGUCACGAGACCUUUCCAUGGAAGACUUCAUUCUUAAUCUGCAGAAAAAAGGUCGCAAAGGUCUGUGCCGAGAAUACGCUGAAAUUAAAUCAAGACCACCAGCAGGCACGUUUGAAGCAGCACGCGACAAGAUGAAUCAGUGCAAGAAUCGCUACACAGAUGUUCUCUGUCUUGAUCAUUCGCGCGUUCGUUUACCAGUGGUUUGCCGUGAAUCUGCCGUACAAGGGGGUGAAGGUGAAGCUGGGGAAACUGAUGAAGACAUGAUUCACUCAGCCGCACUGAUGGGAUCAACAGACUAUAUCAAUGCUAACUUUGUCGACGGAUACGCCGGUUCGAGGGCUUUCAUUUCUACGCAGGGUCCGCUGCCGCGCACAUUCGGUGAUUUCUGGAAGAUGGUUUGGGAAGAAAAGUGCGGCGUAAUAGUCAUGACAACUCGUUGUGUCGAAAGGUCGCGAACGAAGUGCGGCCAGUAUUGGCCAGCUGCUGAAGGUGAAGAACAUGAACACGGCCAGUUCCGCAUAGCAAACCAAGGCGUAGAAGCUGCCGGGGACUAUCAGGUAUCCGAGUUACAAUUAAGGCUGCGGGACUCUUCCGAGGAUGGUGAUGACACCGACUCUGGGGCAAUGACACGUACUGUCUGGCAUUUGCAGUUCCUAUCGUGGCCCGAUUAUGGAGUUCCCGAAAGCGCAUUUGCAAUGCUCUCUUUUCGUGAUGUGUGUCUUCAAAAGCAGCGCGACACCAUUCGUGAUCUCGAAAAUCACUCUCUAUGGUCAAGCUCGUUGGCUCCACAGGGACCGCCAAUUGUAGUGCACUGUUCGGCUGGGAUUGGACGAACUGGGACGUUUAUUACUCUGGAUACAUGUAUUCGGCGUUUAGAAUCGGAGAGUCGUAUCAACGUUCGAGGGACGGUUGAAGCGAUUCGUGCGCAGCGCGCCUUUUCUAUUCAGAUGCCUGACCAGUACGUAUUUUGUCAUCUUGCCCUGCUUGAAUAUGCUCUAAUACAUGGACACCUCAAGGAUGUAGAUUUGUCCGGAUUUGAUGACUCGACUGACGAGAGCGCCGACGAACAACAUUAAACCAAUGGUGGUGAUGACUAUGAAAUCGACUAGAGCUAUGACUAGAAAAAUAACAAGAAAGUGGGAGGAAUCGCCGAGUUGUCACGCUAAUGAAAGAAUAAUGCCAUAAUAAAUUUGAUAGUAAUAAUAAUACUAAUAUAACUCAACUGUAACAUAACAAUAUACAUAUUUAUAAUAUGGCAAAAGAUACCAACAGUAACAACAAAAAACAACUCAGCAAACAUCGAGCACAUACAAAAUGAGCAACAGACACAGACAAAUCUUCCAGAGUUAGAAGCAAGGGACCUUCCCAACAAAAGGUUCCUUAUUCAACAUGAAGGUGACACUAUAAUUAACGAUACAAAAAAUUGCUAAUUCUAUCUAAUACAGAUGGAAUGUAAGCACAGUCAGAGCAGAACAAUCCAUUGAAUGAGAUAGUUGGUUAGAAAAAACGAAGAGUUAUCAGUAACUACUACAAACCAUGAAGUAACAUGU
Varroa destructor (honeybee mite) is the source of this 7689-nucleotide messenger RNA. RefSeq names its product tyrosine-protein phosphatase non-receptor type 9-like. Gene Ontology annotation, molecular function: protein tyrosine phosphatase activity. Lineage: Eukaryota; Metazoa; Arthropoda; Arachnida; Mesostigmata; Varroidae. The record is from RefSeq and is a predicted model, not a curated record. Gene Ontology annotation, biological process: protein dephosphorylation.